UUGCCGGCGACGGAUUGGCCGAGAGACGUUCGGGGCCGCGGGGGCCGCCAAUGAAAGGCGGCGGGAGGUGCCGCGCGGGGCAGGCGGGCUGCGGGCUGCGUGCGGGAUGGAGCUGAGUCCCGGCGUGCAGAAGAUGUCCAUGAGCCAGCCGCAGUCAGGACGAGGGGUGCUGUGUUUGCGCUGCAGAGGGACCUGUAUGGGCUUUGAGCCACAUUCCUGGAGGAAAAUAUGCAAGUCGUGCAAGUGCAGCCAAGAGGACCACUGCCUGAGCUCAGAUGUGGAGGAUGACCGAAAAAUUGGCCGCCUGCUGUCAGACUCAAAGUAUGCCACACUCACUGCACGUGUGAAAGGAGGGGACGGCGUUCGCAUCUACAAGAGGAACCGCAUGAUCAUCACCAACCCCAUCGUGUCACGGAAAGACCCCACCUUCGACACCAUCACAUACGAGUGGGCCCCGCCGGGGCUCACCCAGAAGCUGGCCAUGCAGUACAUGGAGCUGAUCCCCAAGGAGAUGCAGCCAGUGGCAGGCACUGACGGGGCCUACUACCGCCGGCGGCAGCUCGUGCGACAGCUUCCAGUGCACGACCAUGACCCGUCGCAGUGCCACGGCCUCGCUGAGGGAGAGGUGAAGCUGAUGGAAGACUUUGUGAAGAAGUACAAGGCAGAGGCGCUGGGCGUCGGGGAGGUGGCCCUGCCAGGCCAGGCUGGUCAUGCAAAGGAGGAGGGCAAGGCAAAAGAUGCGGGCCCAGCAGCCGAAAAGCCCCCCGAGACCACCAAUGGGGCCCUGGAGAGCACUCCGACUGUGGGGCUCUAUCACUGUGAGACCUGCAAGCAGGCAGUGCCCGAGGACUGCCCGGUGGUGUAUGCAGACCGGGCGGGCUACACACGGCUGUGGCACCCAGCCUGCUUCAUCUGCUGCCACUGCGCCGAGCCCCUCGUCGACCUCAUUUACUUCUGGAAGAGCGGGGCUGCCUGGUGCGGGCGUCACUACUGCGAGAGCCUGCGGCCACGCUGUGCCGGCUGUGAUGAGAUCAUCUUCUCAGAGGAGUUUCAGCAGGCAGAGGGGAUGGCCUGGCACAAGAAGCAUUUCGCCUGUCUGGAGUGCGAGACGCUGCUGAGUGGCAAAGCCUUCAGCCUGGACAAGGGCAGCCUGCGGUGUGCGACCUGCAGCCGGAGCAAGCACCUCUGAGCCGUGCAGCCGUGCAAGUGCUUGAGGCCAAGCUGGAGAUGGGGUAAUUCGACAAGAAUGUGAAAAGUGGACAGUUAAAAAAAAACACACUUAGAGUCUGGUUAUUCGCUUGCAAGCAACCAAGUACCCCUUUGCAUUCAAUAGAGAUUGAAGAAAGAAGUUUACUAGGGGAGGAAACAGGAGAAACGUGUGUGCAUGUUGGUUGGGAUGUACCCACAUAUCUUGCUUGGAGGCCAUUGAAAAGAGAUUUGUGUUGUUUUACAAAGUCUCUCAAAGCUUCUCAUGACUAACAUCUUGCAGUGUUCUUGUAGAAAUAACACAUCUCAAAAAUAUUUUUUGGCACACUAAACCUAUGGUCAUGGUUGCUUUUAUUUUCUGAAAUCCAUACUGGAAAUCUUGCACUAGUAGAACGAUGACAACUGUACUAAAUCAAUGGUUUUGAACAAUUUGGUUAACCCGAGUGAUUACUUUCAGAAAGCACACAAUGUAGAAUUGCAGUAACAUGUAGCUGUAGCUUUCUCCAAUGUGUACAAUAAUGCAAAAGCAAGUAACAAGAUGGCACUCAAAGCGCUCUGGUUUAACCUUAGUGAGAUGGAGCCAUGCAGAUCUCCCCAAGGACAGGCAAGUACUGGGCAGACAACUAAUUCCGCCAGUCUGGGUUUUAGCCAUGGAGCUGGAAUGCAAACACUUCUGGCAGUUCUCACCCAAGCCCUGUUCCCAGUUUUAUCUUGCUUGCCUCCUACUGUCUGUUUUUUCAAGGGAGUGUUUGCACAGAGAGGCAUUGUGCUCCUGCCGUACACUGAACACUCCCAUGGGAGCCUGCAGCACUGAGCAAGGUCAGCUCUGUGCACCAGGUCUUGUUGGGGUGGCAUCGUUCCAGGAUCUGCACUGAAUCUCUUUUUCUGAUGUUCAUUUCCUAAGUCAUGCAAUGCUUACGUUAGUCACAAAAAAUAUCAGAGUCAAAGCUGGCCAACGUUGGUGUGCUCAGUCUUUUUUCUUUUACUAAAUGUCUACAUUCUUUGCCAGAAACAACUGGAAUAUUUUUUUUGCAGAGAUGUGUGUAAGGAGCUCACAAUUUCUAGGUUUUCCUUCUACUGUGGAAAUCGCUGGUUUCUUUCUUUAAAGUCCACUCCAUGCUAUGGAUCUUUCUUAUGACUAAGUGACUUGCCAACAGGUGUUGGUAGAAGCUGUGCCUGCCACUGCAUGUGUCACAGGGAUUCUGUGCCCCACCAUAAGAGGAGCUGAUCACUGUUUUAGGGCAAAUAAGACAGAUGUGGUGUAAGACACAUCCAUAUGCUUGCAGCCACAAGUCACCAGAGGAUGCAUAGGCUUUGUGUUUGAAGUUGUGCUAGGAGGAAUAAUAAAGCUCCCUUGGAUCAGCUUUACGUACAGGCACUUCAGUUAUAAGCAAAGUAACUGAAAAAUAAAACCCAGUGCUUAGCUGUAUUGCCUCUUCUUCGUUUUGUUACAUGGAAAUAGCCAAUCUUCGUAAAUUAUUUUUAAAGACAUGGCAUAGUUCUAAGCCCUACAAUGUUAAGGCAGCCAAAAAUGCACACGUUCAGUGUAAGCAGUGAAAGAAAUAGCAUGAAUCACUUAAGAAAGAAACAUUUCAGCGGAGACAUUAACAUCUAAAGAGCAUUCCUCGAUGGGAAGUCAUUGUCCACGUACACAUGCAGCUAGUUACCUCUUAGAGUGAUUUCUCUGUAAGGUAGGUGCACAGCCAUUACACACACCUUCAGAACAGCAACAAAUCAAGUGCAAGAAAAAUCAAUAAAACAUGCAGUUAUUAAAGGUGAAUGAAAAUAACAACUACCGACAGGC
Molecule: messenger RNA, 3010 nt
Organism: Coturnix japonica (Japanese quail)
Lineage: Eukaryota; Metazoa; Chordata; Aves; Galliformes; Phasianidae
Gene: LMCD1
Product: LIM and cysteine rich domains 1
Cellular component (GO): nucleus
Molecular function (GO): zinc ion binding; transcription corepressor activity
Source: RefSeq, a predicted model, not a curated record